AUGGUCGACAAGCCGCUGACGAAUCGCCCCGACGACGACGACGACGGUCUCUUCCAUUUCCAACAAAAGCAUGUCUUUUCGACGGCCAACAACAUGAUGGGCGCCGUGUCGCUGCCGCAGUGGCUCUCGAUUCUGUAUACGAACGGUCGCCACAUCGAGUGGCAGUACAUGUUCCGCGCGGCCUUUUUGACGUUUGCGUCCAUUUUUGCAUUUUUCGUCGGCCUCAUCGAGUCGCUUUGGUACCCGUCGCAUGUCAUUGAGGCCAUUCCGCUGCCGGACGACCCGCUGCCGCCGCGACUCCGUCAAGUGAUCCAGACGCGGGCGGCUGGCUAUUUCAAGACGUUUGGCUAUGCCACAUAA
Saprolegnia diclina VS20 is the source of this 360-nucleotide messenger RNA. RefSeq lists its product as hypothetical. The transcript is spliced from 2 exons. The record is from RefSeq and is a predicted model, not a curated record. NCBI's taxonomy places the organism in Eukaryota, Oomycota, Saprolegniomycetes, Saprolegniales, Saprolegniaceae. Bases 1 to 360 code for a protein of 119 amino acids.